Molecule: messenger RNA, 1779 nt
Organism: Coniophora puteana RWD-64-598 SS2
Lineage: Eukaryota; Fungi; Basidiomycota; Agaricomycetes; Boletales; Coniophoraceae
Exons: 12
Coding region: 1-1779 (592 amino acids)
Source: RefSeq, a predicted model, not a curated record
AUGUCCUCUGUCAGGAUCAAGAAAGUGCCCUCAGGCUAUGGCAGACUCAAUAGCGACGAUCGCCCAUACCCUAAUUCUUUCUCCCAUCGGUCCUCUACCAGCUGGAUACAAAACCCUUUCUCCUCUACUCCGAGGACAUCAUCGACGUCCUCCAGUCCAAGGAUUCCUCCCAGUGGUCAGCAGAGAAUCAUUCCUGAGAACUCGCCCACCCGACCCCCUUUGGCCACCUCACCCAACAAUUCACGAUCAUCGAGUAGAGUAGCCUAUCACCUCCGCCGCAACUCCAGCAACCGUUCCGACUUCCUUUCUCAUUCUCAGUACCCUUGGGCUCACGAUCCAUUUCCCACCAUCUUUGAGUCCUCCGAACCCCACUCUCAAUCAGGGUCUCAGUCGCAGUCACGAUCUCGCCCAGCUCCUUCUCCGCGCCAACCCCCUCGUGUGACUUCACCUCUUGGAGAACGGACCAUUAGCCUCCAGGGUGAGAAUGCUGAGAUCAGGAUGCACACAGAGUCGGGAGAUCGUACCCCUGGACUUGUUGAGAGCGCACUUAGUUUGCCCUCUAACAUCCAACCCGAAGAUAUCGGCCUCGACGAGCUGCAUCACCAAGAGGACAUUGUUGAGCACCUCGAAGUAAUCGACCCUCAGAUUGCUACUGUAUCGACUCUAGCCAAUGCAGCAAACGCCAUCCUGAUACCUCCACUUUCAUUUUACUCUCGGAAACCAGUUGUUGUCCUUUCCUCGCCUUCUCGGCGCAAACACAAGCAUGAUCCUGAGAAGGGCGAGCAGGAAGGACUGGAGGACAUGGAGGACUCGCUAGAUCGACAUGUAGAAGACGUCCUCACUAAACGAGCCAAGUUUAGGCGAAUAAUGCAAGGUGUCUGGUCCUUCCUCAAAACACCAAUGGGGAUGGUGACUGGCAUUUAUGGGUUUCUUGUUGUAAUCUGGGGAACUGCCCUGGUGCUCAUCUUGGUCAAAUGGAUAAAUUUCCACAACCUGAACACACAGACUUUUUGGGUCGAGGUUUGCUCCCAGGUCGAAUGCGGCCUGUUCACGUUUACUGGAAUUGGACUACUUCCGCCCCGCAUUAUGGAUACUUAUCGGAUAACAAAGAUUUGGUGGUACCAGCGAAAGACACGAAUGUUACGAGCAAAGGCCGGGCUUCCCCAGCUUUAUGACGUUGACGACCUGCCGGACCCCGUUUACGACCCCAACUACGUCCAUGUCUUGACGGACAAAGAGCAAAAGGAUCUUCACCACCAACAAGAACUGUUUCGCGAAAGCCAGACUUGGUAUCGUGCACACGGCACUGAGACGCACAGGGCAUUUCCCAUCAGCACGGCUCUCUGGAUAUGUCUCUUCGUUGAUGGUAACUCCUUCUUUCAAAUCAUACUCUCAAAUUGCUUGUGGUCGAUGGACCGGUACACCCGUCCCGACUGGACAACAGGCACGCUCAUCCCAGCAACAUUCCUCUGCGGUAUCGUCUCGGGUGUUCUCAUCUGGCGCGGUGGCAAGCAAACUCGUCGCACCGAGAAGGUUGAGCAGACCCUACGCGCCGCACUUGCCAUGGAGAAGGCCGGAAAGUCAGUUAUGCCCCAGCAGGUCGCAGAUGAGGUGCCUGGCUCCGCGAAGAAGGAAGUAGACGCGCUCGCCAACCCCUCUGUUGCCGGUUCUCAUACCCAAUCCGUAACCACCUUUGGCAAGGAUAAAGCUUUGAUGACGCCGGUCAUUGAAGAACAAAUGCUUAUACCACCGGCGUCGGACAUUAAGCAGAAAGCAUGA